Galeopterus variegatus (Sunda flying lemur) is the source of this 3346-nucleotide messenger RNA. It is a transcript of the gene SLC45A3, whose product is annotated as solute carrier family 45, member 3. The coding region runs from base 335 to 1996 and encodes 553 amino acids. Lineage: Eukaryota; Metazoa; Chordata; Mammalia; Dermoptera; Cynocephalidae. Gene Ontology annotation, cellular component: membrane. The transcript has 5 exons. The record is from RefSeq and is a predicted model, not a curated record. Gene Ontology annotation, molecular function: sucrose:proton symporter activity.
AACCUGGAGAUUUAAAAGCCGCCGGCUGGCGCGCGUGAGGGGGAGAGGAGGGUGACGAGCUGGCACGCGCCGGUCCCCCGGUGACAGCCGCUCGCCUCGGCCAGGAUCUGAGUGAUGAGAUGUGUCCUCACCGAGGCGUCCCACGGCAACAGGUGUUUAGCACAGGCUGAGAAGCUGGACCUGCACCAGAGGACUGGCAGAAAUGGGCACUUGGCUGAAUCCUAGGCAGUCGGUGGCAACGAGAAGGAGAGGCCUCGGGUCCUGGAGCAGGGUUGAGACAAAGCAAUUCUGGAGUGCAUGAACAGCCCCCAGAGCCCUACCUGCCUGGCCCACCAUGGUCCAGAGGCUGUGGGUGAGCCGCCUGCUGCGGCAUCGGAAGGCCCAGCUCCUGCUGGUCAACCUGCUGACCUUUGGCCUGGAGGUGUGCCUGGCCGCAGGCAUCACCUACGUGCCACCCCUGCUGCUGGAAGUGGGGGUGGAGGAGAAGUUCAUGACCAUGGUGCUGGGUAUCGGUCCAGUGCUGGGCCUGGUCUCCGUCCCGCUCCUAGGCUCAGCCAGUGACCACUGGCGUGGGCGCUAUGGCCGCCGGAGGCCCUUCAUCUGGGUCCUGUCCAUGGGUGUCCUGCUGAGCCUCUUUCUUAUCCCGAGGGCCGGCUGGCUGGCGGGGCUGCUGUGCCCGGAUACCAGGCCCCUGGAGUUGGCACUGCUGAUCCUGGGUGUGGGGCUGCUGGACUUCUGUGGCCAAGUGUGCUUCACUCCACUGGAGGCCCUGCUCUCUGACCUCUUCCGGGACCCAGACCACUGUCGCCAGGCCUUCUCUGUCUACGCCUUCAUGAUCAGCCUUGGGGGCUGCCUGGGCUACCUCCUACCUGCCAUUGACUGGGACGCCAGUGCCCUGGCCCCCUACCUGGGUACCCAGGAGGAGUGCCUCUUCGGCUUGCUCACCGUCAUCUUCCUCACCUGCAUGGUGGCCACACUAUUUGUGGCUGAGGAGGCAGCACUGGGCCCGGCCGAGCCAGCAGAAGGGCUGUCAGUCCCCUCCGUACCACCCCGCUGCUGCCCCUGCCGUGCCCGCCUGGCUUUCUGGAACCUGGGUGCCCUGUUUCCCUGGCUGCACCAGCUCUGCUGCCGUGUGCCUCAUACCCUGCGCCGACUCUUUGUAGCUGAGCUGUGCAGCUGGAUGGCUCUCAUGACCUUCACACUCUUUUACACGGACUUCGUGGGCGAGGGGCUGUACCAGGGUGUGCCCAGAGCUGAGCCAGGCACCGAGGCCCGGAGACACUAUGACGAAGGCAUUCGGAUGGGCAGCCUGGGGCUGUUCCUGCAGUGUGCCAUCUCCCUGGUCUUCUCUCUGGUCAUGGACCGGCUGGUGCAGAGAUUCGGCACCCGGGCAGUCUACCUGGCCAGUGUGGUGGCUUUCCCUGUGGCUGCUGGUGCCACAUGCCUGUCCCGCAGCGUGGCUGUGGUGACGGUCUCUGCCGCCCUCACCGGGUUCACCUUCUCGGCCCUGCAGAUUCUGCCCUACACACUGGCCUCGCUCUACCACCGUGAGAAGCAGGUGUUCCUGCCCAAAUACCGAGGAGAUGCUGGAGGUAGUGGCAGUGAGGACAGCCUGACGACCAGCUUCAUGCUAGGCCCUAAGUCUGGAGCUCCCUUCCCCAAUGGACAUAUGAGUGCCGGAGGCAGCAGUCUGCUCCCAUCUCCACCCGCGCUCUGUGGGACCUCUGCCUGUGAAGUCUCCAUGCGUGUGGUGGUGGGUGAGCCAACAGAGGCCAGGGUCAUUCCAGGUCGGGGCAUCUGCCUGGACCUUGCCAUCCUGGACAGUGCCUUCCUGUUGUCCCAGGUGGCCCCGUCCCUGUUUAUGGGCUCCAUCGUCCAGCUCAGCCAGUCUGUCACUGCCUAUAUGGUAUCAGCUGCAGGCCUGGGUCUGGUCGCCAUUUACUUUGCUACACGGGUAGUAUUUGACAAGAGCGACUUGGCCAAAUACUCGGUGUAGAAUACUUCUGACUCACUGAGGGGAGGGCCUGCCUCAUUGGGUCCCAGCUCCCCAUUCCAGUCUCCAGUUAGCCCUAUAGGGCUUCUGGGCUGGCCUUCCAGUUUCUGUUGCUGCCAAAGUGGUGUGGCUCUCUGCUGCCACUCGGUGGUGGUGAGGUGCAUAGCUGCACAGGUCGGGGACUGGGGCUCCCUUCUACCUAGUCUCUAGGGCUGACGACUGGUGGCUUUCAAGUGGGUUUCAGUCUGGACUUCUACAGGGAGGCCAAAAGGGCAGGACAUUUGAUUAGCUCCAUGCACUGGAAUGCAGGACCCUGCAGGUGGAAUACCCAGGCUCAGGGUUAGCAGCUAGUGUCUUAAUUGACACAUAUCCCUUCUCUGAGCUUUUGGGAGCAGAAUAAAUUCAGCCAUCUAUCUCUAUCCUGCAGGAUCCCCCCAACGUUGCUCUUGUGUGAGAGUUUCUAGUGUGAAACUCUCCUCCACAGAAUUUGAACGUAUGAACGUUAUUUUGGGGGGACAAGUCCUGAGGGGCAAGGUGAAGCUCCCUUGGUCCACGCACUGCCUUUCUGCUGAUCCCUUCAGCUCCACCUUUUAUGAGGACAUGGCUCGUUGGUCCCUGUGUUGCCGUCAUGGGAACACAGGACUUUAAAUAUUUAACUUAUUUAUUUAACAAAGUAGAAGGGAAUCCUUUGCCAGCUUUUCUGUGUCAGUGUCUAGGAAUUGGGUAAGGUGGGGUCCCCAGCAACCAGGUCCCCUGAGAUAGCUGGUCAUUGGGCUGAGUACUGCCAGAAUCCCUUUCUCCUGGGGUGAUUGGUCUGGCCCCUGAAGCUGCCUAACCCAAGACCUUGGAUGCUGUAUUCACCCCAAUGAGUAUUUCAAAUGCUGUUACCCAAGGCUGGGGGGUUGAGGGAAGGUGGGGGUGGGGCUUCAGGUCUCAGCACCUUCCCUCACCUCCCUAUUCUCCUGGCCCAGCCUGGUUCCCCUCAUUCCCUUUUGCCCACCUCUAGGCCUGGGCUAAUGAAGGCACUGCCCUCCCAUCCCUCCCCCCAACUUUCCCCACUGGCUCCACAACCUCUCUUUGGGGCUAUUGCAGGACCAGAAGCACAAAGUGUGAUUCCUCAAGCUUUUGUCCAUCUCAGCCCCUAGGGUGUAUCUGUGUUUGGGGAAUCUCACACAGAAACUCAGGAGCACCCCCUGCCUGAGCUCAGGAGGUCUUAUCUCUUGGGGGGUUUAAGUGCCAUUUGCAAUAAUGUUAUGUCUUAUUUAUUUAGUGGAGUAAAUAUUUUAUACUGUAUGUGAGCAAUCAAAGUAUAAUGUUUACGGUAAUGAAAUUAAAGGCUUCUUAUAUGUUUAA